AUGGCCGACGAGGAGAAGGAGAAGGCCGAGAAGCUAGCAGCAGCGAAGAAGAGAUUCGAACAACUAAAGAAGGAGCAGCAAAAGAAGGGCAAGAAGGGCGGCGCGAAGAAGAAAGGGGAUAAAGCAGCCGAGGAGAAGGCUGAGGAUGCUGCGCCGGCAGAAGAGCCUGCAGAAGCAGCCCAAGCAGCAGAGGAGCAGCCGGACGCUGAGGAUGCCACGACAGCCGUUGAGGAUGAUGCCAGCCGGCCGGAGCCCAGCAGGAAGAUGUCUAUAUCAGUACAAUCGAAGCAGCGGUCAGAAUCCUUUCGGCAAGGUUCCGGGCCUAUGAGUCCGGGACUGGAAGUCCAAGACCUGUACCGCAAACAGGCCGCGCGCAUAGAGGAGCUGGAGAAGGAGAACAAGGCUUUCAAGGAGCAGCAGGAGGAGGGUGCAGCUCGUCUCAGCAAGGCGGAAGAGGAGUUGGAAGGCUACAGGGAGGGCAAUAGUGACAUGGCAGAGCUCAAGACACAGGCGAAGGAGGCUGAGAGGCUGAAGACCGAGCUUGCAAACACGCAACGGCAGCUCUCACAAGCACAGCAGUCUGCGAAAGCACUACAGAGGAAGGCUUCGGGAGCCGGUCCUGACGCCGCCGAACAGCUUGCGAGUAAAACGUCGACCAUUGAGUCGUUGGAGCUGGAAUUGAGCAAUCUACGGAACCAGUUGAAUGGCCUACAGUCUACCAUAUCUGAGCGCGACGCUUCUGCGAAAGAACUUGAAGAACGCGCCUCGGCAGCUGAAGCCUCCACUGACACCGUCAAGGAGGAACUGGAUGCUCUCAAGGUCUCUAUGACCUUUCCCAGCGACGAGACUAAAGCUGCGAACGAAGAUCCUGAAGCAUUGACCAAGCGCAUUACUGUCCUGGAGUCUGAUCUACGCACUGCCAACACGAACCUCGAUGCUGCCGCCAAGCGUGCAACCAGCCUUGAGCAGAAGAUCGAAGCUUUAACGAAACUCCACCGCGAUGCAACGGCAUCAUCUCAAGCCAAGGAUAAAGAGCUCACCGAUCUCCGCUCCCAGCUCCGCCGUCGAGACCGUCCUAGCCAUGUCAGAGACGCCUCCGAGUUCGAGCUCGGCGAGGAGGAGACAGAGACCGGAGCACUGCAAGCCCGCAUCCGCGCCCUCGAAGCAGAGAAUUUUGACCUCAGGCGCGGCGUCUGGCGCGAUAAGCGUGCGGAGAUGCAGCCAGGUAUGGAUGAUGAGCAGGGGAGAAGUCCUGAGUACGAAGACGUUGACCUCAAUGGGCCGUACACGCCGCAUGGUGCAAGAGGGAGCAGCGCAAGUCGUGCCCAGCACUCCACCUUCCAGGAUGUCAUUACCUCCGGCAUCAGCGCGUUCACCGGCAGACCGCGCGACUCAGCAGGGGGUACAGUUGGACGGCCUAGAGGCUCGACAGGCGCGCAUGGGAGAAAGCAGAGUCUCGGGCUGUUGUCGGAAGAUGGGGAUGACUUUGACCCGGAGGCUUUCCAGCUGGCGCAGGAGGAAGAGGCGAGGCGGCGGGUGGAGAGGGUGAAGGAAGUCAAGCGAGGUCUGCAUCAGUGGAAGGGCUGGAGGGUGGAUAUUGCUGAGAUGAGAGUCAAUGGCGUGCCGGGGAGGGAGUGUGGGCCUGUGUUUGAGGUCUGA
Molecule: messenger RNA, 1659 nt
Organism: Saxophila tyrrhenica
Lineage: Eukaryota; Fungi; Ascomycota; Dothideomycetes; Mycosphaerellales; Extremaceae
Exons: 2
Coding region: 1-1659 (552 amino acids)
Source: RefSeq, a predicted model, not a curated record